Pyricularia pennisetigena is the source of this 306-nucleotide messenger RNA. RefSeq lists its product as uncharacterized. NCBI's taxonomy places the organism in Eukaryota, Fungi, Ascomycota, Sordariomycetes, Magnaporthales, Pyriculariaceae. The transcript has 2 exons. Bases 1 to 306 code for a protein of 101 amino acids. The record is from RefSeq and is a predicted model, not a curated record.
AUGCCGGACAGCGUUUUUGUUCAAUGCCGCGGUAUCGCCCUCGACGACGCUUUCAAGUCGCGCAUCCACGUGUCGCUGCGCUACGGCGACCUGCCCGCCUCCAGCCGCCUCCGCAUCUGGCGCAACUUUCUGGCCGCCGUCGACCGCGGCUACGAACCUCUAUACCCUGCCCAGUCCUCCCCCGAAAGCCAUCUGGAUUUCCAUGAUCUGGCGCAGCUGGUCAAAAUCCAGCUUCCGCCUCUUGUGAGCCGCGAGGCUCUUUGCCGUCCGGACGAAGUUAUUGAUCUGCCGACCGUUGAUCUGUAA